AUUGUGACAGCAGUGAAGUUUUUACAGAAUCCACGAGUCCGCCAAAGUCCUCUUGCAACCAGAAGAGCAUUUCUGAAGAAGAAAGGCCUGACAGAUGAAGAAAUUGACCUGGCUUUCCAGCAGUCGGGCACAAGCACGGAUGAGCCACAGUCCCCAGGUCCUUCUACACAGCUGGUGCCAACUCAGCCCUCUCACCCUGUGCUGUAUAGUCCGCCUGGCUCCAGAUGGCGAGAUUAUGGGGCUUUGGCUAUCAUAAUGGCAGGCAUUGGCUUUGGGUUCCACCAGCUCUACAAGAAAUACCUUCUUCCUCUCAUCAUGGGAGGCAAAGAAGACAGGAAACAACUUCAGAGGAUUGAGUCAAACAUUUCUGAGAUGAGUGGCAGUGUGACACAGACAGUGACUCAGUUACAGACAACUUUAGCAGCUGUCCAGGAACUGCUAAUCCAGCAACAACAGAAAAUCCAGGAUCUUACCCAAGAACUGGCUGCUUCUAAGGCCACAACUUCCACCAACUGGAUUCUGGAGUCGCAGAAUAUUAAUGAAUUGAAAUCUGAGAUCUACUCAUUAAAAGGACUUCUCCUGAACCGGAGGCAGUUCCCUCCCUCCCCUUCGGCUCCUAAGAUCCCGUCAUGGCAGAUCCCAGUGAAGCCAAGCUCACCCUCCAACCCUGUUGUGGCCAACCAUAAUAGCAGCAGUGACAUCUCACCUGUCAGCAACGAGUCUACCACCUCAUCACCAGUCAAGGAGAACCAUAGCCCUGAGGGCCCGAAGGUCAGCUGCCAUCUGCUGAGCGCAGAGGAGGGCAACAAGGCAGUGAUUGACGUCAAGAGCCAAGUGCGGAUGGAGGUACAGGGUGAGGAGGAGAAAAGGGAAAACAAAAGGAAUGAAGAGGAGGAAGAGGACGAUGAGGAUGACGAUGUUAGCCAUGUGGAUGAGGAGGAAUGUCUGGGUGUCCAGACUGAGGACCGUCGAGGAGGGGACGGUCAGAUUAAUGAGCAAGUGGAAAAGCUACGAAGACCUGAGGGGGCCAGCAAUGAGAAUGAGAUUGACUAAGACACCCUGGCUUCUGCUGCUGCUGCUGCUGUACAUCUUCCCUAGCCUCCUGCACUGUCCCUGGUGCCUCUCCCAUUUUGUGGAGAGAAGUGCCACUAAUCCCCUCCAGUGAUUCUCCCAUGAUUGACCUUGAGUAGGGUCAUGAUUGCCCAGUGAGCAAGGUGGGCCCUGUUUCACCACAGGGCUUUGCAAUGUUGCAGUGGCUUCUCCCCUCCCAGACCCACCUUCUCCCCAUGAGCUGGGGUCACUGCCUGGGCUGGAAGACCAAUCGCCUUACCAUGCACCACAGCUACAGAAUAAGUCCUCUUACAAAAACACAAUCUCUCCUGAAACAGUCAGCCUCUUUGCUGCAUCCUAAAGUCCUUCUAUCCGAUUUCAGAAACCAGUCUGUCCUGAGCUCUUUGAUUUCACAAGCCUUUAAUCCCCACAUAAGGCCCAAACCAGUUCUCUGUUUCCCAAAAUAACCCUCUGUUU
Messenger RNA from Phaethon lepturus (White-tailed tropicbird), 1527 nucleotides. It is a transcript of the gene PEX14, whose product is annotated as peroxisomal biogenesis factor 14. Gene Ontology annotation, molecular function: signaling receptor binding. Gene Ontology annotation, biological process: protein import into peroxisome matrix, docking. The record is from RefSeq and is a predicted model, not a curated record. The transcript has 7 exons. The annotation marks the transcript as partial. Gene Ontology annotation, cellular component: peroxisomal importomer complex; peroxisomal membrane. NCBI's taxonomy places the organism in Eukaryota, Metazoa, Chordata, Aves, Phaethontiformes, Phaethontidae.